Hyla sarda is the source of this 1290-nucleotide messenger RNA. RefSeq names its product eukaryotic translation initiation factor 1A domain containing (gene EIF1AD). Gene Ontology annotation, molecular function: translation initiation factor activity; RNA binding. Lineage: Eukaryota; Metazoa; Chordata; Amphibia; Anura; Hylidae. The transcript has 7 exons. Gene Ontology annotation, cellular component: nucleus. The record is from RefSeq and is a predicted model, not a curated record. The coding region runs from base 289 to 951 and encodes 220 amino acids. Gene Ontology annotation, biological process: translational initiation.
GUCCAUGCUUAUAGAACCAUGUGGGAUGUUUAGUGGUAACGUGUCAUUGGGGUCUGUCCACAUUGGGGAUGUCUCACCGGGUGUCAGUGAUCUAGUUUAUGAUCCACAUAAAGAAUGUUCCAGCUGUACCUUUCCUAAAGGCUCUAAUCCUACUGCUUUCAGGGAAUGCUGGGAGUUGUAGUUUGACAAAAAAGAUGCACAUCAGGGUCGUCUCCUGUACCAUGUAUUAGGAACGGAGAAGAAAAACUGUGAACCCGCAGAGUAACGUCACUUCUGACUCUGGGGACAAUGUCAAAGACCACUAAGAGGAAACAUGUGGUGAAAGAGGUUCUGCUGGAUUAUGUCCAACCCACCGCGAACCAGCGCAUAGUGAAAAUUUUAGGAAGUCCUGGUAAUAAUUUACAUGAGGUCGAGACAGCUGAAGGGGAGAGGUUUUUAGCCAGUAUGCCAACAAAAUUCAGAAAGAACAUCUGGAUCAAGAGAGGUGAUUUUGUUAUUGUUGAUCCUAUUGCUGAAGGAGAAAAGGUGAAGGCAGAGAUCGCUUUUAUCUUAUAUAAGGACCAUCAACGCCUAUUGCAGAAAGAAGGCUUGUGGCCAUCAGCUUUCAAUAAAGAAGAUACAGAAAGCCCUGCUAAGGAAAAAGAGAGGUGUUUACAUCUGAGACAUUUAUGGCAUAUUCACAGGACCCACAACUAUGUAGAGAUAGAGGAUCCCUGGCCUGCUUGCCAUAAUCAAUGGUGUUUGAAAGCCGAAAAUACCAGAGCAGGCUAUUUUACAGCAAGAAAGAAGCAGAAUCACAGAAUUCCAAAGAUGAUAAGUCUGGGACUGACGACGACGACGACACAGAAGAUGACAGUGACCUGUUUGUCAACACUAACCGUGUCUACUAUGAAGACAGUGAAGAGGAAUCUGAAAGUGAAGACAAAAGUGAGGAUGAGGAAGAAACAGUGAAGAUCUUGGAUUAAUAUAAUGUACUCUUGUUUGACAGGAGACAUGAUGGAUCCAGCAUCAGUAUCAUUUGUUUCCUCUUUACAGCUGCGACCCAUUUAUUUACCAAGUCACCUGUGGAGCUGAGGGUCACAUCUUGUUUUAUUCUCAUGUUGUCUAUUUUUCUCCAUUUUGGACAAUUCUUUAUGCAUUCCUAUUAUUGCUGAGGAACAAAAAGCCACCCCCAUUGGUACUGUACCAGCUGCUUAUGAAUCUCAACUGGAGACUAAAGGUUAUAAAGAAAAAGCUAAAAAUUUCAGUUAUGUGAUUAAAAAUUUUUUUAUAUCACCUUAAACCAUAUUA